AUGACCAAGUCAUCUUUGAGCGAUAAUAUGCAGGAUGAGCGGCUGAUUCAAGAGCUGCGUAACUACCAGCGUGCUCACCCAUCCAACAAGCGCUGUUUUGACUGCAAUGAGAUGAUGCCUCAAUAUAUCUGUCUGGACUUUAAUACAUUUGUGUGCACCGCCUGCAGUGGCAUCCAUCGAGAGUUUGCACACCGAGUCAAGUCUAUUUCCAUGUCCAAGUUUACGGAGAGUGAAGUCAAGAACAUGAUUAACCACGGUGGCAACGAGGCUGCACAAAAGCAUUGGAGAAGCAAACACGACCCUAGCUUUCGUCCAAAUGGAGGUAGCGACGGCGAGCGCACACGCAACUUUAUUCGUUUGACGUACAUUGACCGCAAGUGGGUAAACGAGUCGCCACGCCAUGCUAAGGAUGAAGGACCUGUACGAAAGUCGAAAAGCAGCAAGAAAAAAGAAAAGAACAGCAAAAGCGACGACAAUGUUUCAUCCAGCUUAAAAUCUGUGAAGCCUAUUACUGAAAGUGGGUUUGACGAUUUUUCUAACUUUAAAGGUAGUAGCAGAACAGCAGCUACGGUGCAGUCGUUUGGUGAUUUUGGUAACUUCGAUAGUCCAGCUCCUGAGCAGAAGACCGUUGAAGGUUUUGCAGAUUUUGGUGAUUUUGGCGAUUUUGGUGGAUCAAGUGCAGCUCAGAAGUCAAAAUCAAAGACACCUUCACCCUUGCCAGUGCCAAAGUUUGGCUCUUUUAAGAUUGCGCCACCACCUGGAUCGAACGUUUCUACGUACAGUGUCAAUACUGUCCCCGGUUCCGAGUAUCUUAUGGGUCUUAGUCCACCGACGCAAGCCGAUAGCCCGUUUGGGCUUGACGAUCCAGCACCAACGAUCGAAACAUCGAGCCAACCAUCCCCAGUAGUUUCAUCCCCGUUUGACUUUGAUGAUCCAACACCAGCUAGUUGUGCGGGAAGCUGCCCCGACUCGGCGUUUCUUGAUCUAUUCAGCAACAUGGCAGCCACAGUUCCGUCAACACCAGUAUCAGCUCCUCACAACAUUUUGCCUUUUGAUGCAUUCAGCGCUCCGAACGUGUCAUCGCAUUCGGUGUUUGAUGCGCUUACAGCUCCAUCGCCUGCAUCCACGACGAGCAGCAAUGUGUUUAAUGCAUUUGGUGGAGGUGAAGACGCUUUUGGAGAGCUUGCCGACUCCAAUAGCUCGUUGAGUGCAAACUUGGCCAACCCGGUUUUGGAUCCUUUUGCCAGUACACUCGAGAAACCUGAUUCCGUUGCUGCCACCGCUGAUCCAUUUGCAGCUUUUGACGGUAUGCAGCCGAGCAGUAGUGAAGUAUCGACUCUUGGCAGUGCAGCUCUCACAACCGAUAUUGAACCACCAAAGAGCUUUCCAGCGGGCAACUACGUCAGCCAGCAGCAAGCGGCAAUGAAGGAUCCGUUCGGAUUUGGAUGUGGUACAGGUAACAACAGCGGGAUUCCUGUAGCUCAGCAGCAACAACACCAUCCUGGUAGCUAUGUGACGAACCAACUGUUUGUUGGGUCUUUACAGCAGCAACAGCCUCAGAAUGCGUUUGGUCAUCAAGUGCAUCAGCACCAGAAUGCGUUCGUUUAUCAAAUGCAGCAGCAGCCAAUGCUAUCAUUUGUCCAAGGACAACCGCUACAGAACCAACAGCAACGGUACGGACGACAGCAAGGAUUUCCUGGGCAGCAGCACACCAUGCAAUUCUUCCCUCACCAAGCUAGUGGCACAUCUCCUGCACCGACCGCAGCAAAGACUUUGGCAUCCGCAUCUUCCAUCAAUGACCCUUUUGCCUCGCUAAACAUUGGCAACUUAGGAUUUGAUGGCUUUAGCGACACUACUGCAACCCGUACAAGUUCAGGUGGGGCUGCUCCCUCUUCCUCUUUCGCACCAGCAAACGAAUCCAGGACCAGUAGCUCUUUCAAGAAUGCCCCAACAUCUCCUGGAUCCAUCUCCUACGCACAGCCAAAAGCACUAGCGACUGCCUCGUUUCCGCUUUCUCAGCAGAAUACUGCCGCGUUUACAGAUCCCAAUGUGUUUGCCGACUUUGCGAGUGUACCAGCCCCAGCGCAGACAUCAGUCUCUCCGGCUAACCCUUUUGACAUGUUUUGA
Messenger RNA from Peronospora belbahrii, 2127 nucleotides. The record is from the annotation of a GenBank genome assembly. NCBI's taxonomy places the organism in Eukaryota, Oomycota, Peronosporomycetes, Peronosporales, Peronosporaceae.